AUGGCCAACCCCGUACCCGAACCCCCCGGCCGUCUCAUUUCCCACUUCACAGACCGGUCCCGGGCUGAACAAAGUGGUGGGUGGGACUCGCUUUGGGAGUCUGAUGAAGCCGAUCUCUGGGACCGGCGGAUGCCGUCUCCUGCACUCAUCGACUUCAUUGAAUCCAAGCAGGACCUCCUUCAGGCUCCUUCGGGAAGACGACUUUGUGCCCUUGUACCUGGCUGUGGGAAAGGGUACGAUGUGGCCAUGCUAGCCUUGCACGGCUUCGACGUAUACGGACUCGAAGUCUCUGCAAAAGGUGCACAGAUAGCCAGGGACUAUGCUACCAGGGAACUGGUCGAACCGCAGGAUUACAACUUUGGGAGCAACGGCCAGCCGAGUGGUCAGCCUGGCCGGGUGAGAAUCAUCGCUGGGGACUUCUUUGUCCGCGACUGGGAACAGACUCUCGCCCAGGACGGGGUUGAGGGCUUUGACCUCAUUUACGACUACACGUUCCUCUGUGCACUGUUGCCGGAAAUGCGAAGAGACUGGGGUCGCCGUAUGAGAGAGCUCGUUGCCCCAACCGGUAUACUGGUGUGUCUCGAGUUUCCCAUGUAUAAAGACCUCAAAGCUGUAGGUCCCCCUUGGGGCCUGAAUGGCGUUCAUUGGAACAUUCUGGCGGAGGGUAAAGAUGGAGUUAUUGAGGAGUCUGGAGAGGAGACUGGGACACAGAAUGGCCCAUUCAAGCGGAUUCUGUAUUUCAAACCGCCUAGAACUUAUGAGGUCGGCAGAGGCACUGACAUGGUCAGUGUUUGGAGGCCUCAGUAG
Molecule: messenger RNA, 807 nt
Organism: Metarhizium brunneum ARSEF 3297
Lineage: Eukaryota; Fungi; Ascomycota; Sordariomycetes; Hypocreales; Clavicipitaceae
Molecular function (GO): S-adenosylmethionine-dependent methyltransferase activity
Source: RefSeq, a predicted model, not a curated record